UUCACUUCAGUGGUGCGCGCGUGGUGGCGCCACGGAGGCCGACAAAUCCGCUGCUCGACGGCAUCUUCGCCUCCUCCCCCACCCGCAUCCUCUUCCACCUCUCGCGCUCACGCCAUUUAUACUCUCCUCCUCCUCCUCCUCCUCUACUCCUAGCAGCAGCGUUGGUUGGUGAGCUGAGGCAUAUGGCCAUGGCUGCCACGUCCCGCGCGCCGUCCACGCUGGCCCCGGCGUCGUUCUCCGCCGCCGGCGGCAGCAGGAGGCGGCGCCGGUGCCCGAAUCCCAGGGUGCGGGUGGGGGUGGGGGUGCGGUGCUCGCUCGACAGCAACGUCUCCGACAUGGCCGUCAACGCUCCGAAAGGAUUGUUCCCGCCGGAGCCGGAGCACUACAGGGGGCCGAAGCUGAAGGUGGCCAUCAUAGGGGCCGGCCUCGCCGGCAUGUCCACCGCGGUGGAGCUCUUGGACCAGGGCCAUGAGGUUGAUCUGUACGAGUCCCGGCCGUUUAUCGGCGGCAAAGUCGGUUCUUUUGUGGAUAGGAAAGGGAACCAUAUCGAGAUGGGGCUGCACGUGUUCUUCGGGUGUUACAGCAAUCUUUUCCGCCUUAUGAAGAAGGUUGGAGCUGAUAAUAAUCUGCUAGUGAAGGAGCAUACCCAUACAUUUGUAAAUAAAGGAGGCACGAUUGGUGAACUUGAUUUUCGGUUUCCUGUGGGAGCUCCGUUACAUGGUAUCCAAGCAUUCCUACGAACUAACCAACUCAAGGUUUAUGAUAAAGCAAGAAAUGCCGUUGCUCUUGCUCUAAGCCCAGUUGUUCGAGCUCUUGUUGAUCCAGAUGGUGCAUUGCAGCAAGUACGGGAUUUGGAUGAUGUAAGUUUCAGCGAUUGGUUCUUGUCGAAAGGUGGUACUCGAGAGAGCAUCACAAGGAUGUGGGAUCCUGUUGCCUAUGCUCUUGGUUUCAUUGACUGUGAUAAUAUCAGUGCACGUUGCAUGCUUACCAUUUUCACUCUGUUUGCCACAAAAACAGAGGCAUCUUUAUUACGCAUGCUAAAGGGUUCACCUGAUGUUUAUCUGAGUGGUCCAAUAAAGAAGUACAUAACAGACAGGGGUGGUAGGUUUCACCUGAGGUGGGGAUGUAGGGAGGUUCUCUAUGAUAAGUCACCUGAUGGGGAAACCUAUGUUAAAGGCCUUCUCCUAUCCAAGGCUACAAGUAGAGAGAUAAUCAAAGCAGAUGCAUAUGUCGCAGCUUGUGAUGUCCCGGGGAUCAAAAGACUUUUACCUUCUGAAUGGAGGCAAUGGGAUACAUUUGACAACAUCUACAAGUUAGAUGGUGUUCCUGUAGUCACAGUACAGCUUCGUUAUAAUGGAUGGGUUACAGAACUUCAAGAUUUGGAGAAAUCAAGACAACUGAAAAAGGCAGUUGGCUUGGAUAAUCUUCUCUACACUCCAGAUGCAGAUUUUUCAUGUUUUUCAGACCUUGCACUUUCAUCUCCUGCUGACUACUACAUUGAAGGACAAGGUUCCUUGAUCCAAGCUGUGCUAACCCCUGGCGAUCCUUACAUGCCAUUGCCGAAUGAGGAGAUAAUUAGCAAGGUUCAAAAGCAGGUCUUAGAAUUGUUCCCGUCAUCACAAGGCUUGGAACUUACAUGGUCGAGUGUGGUGAAAAUCGGUCAAUCAUUGUACCGCGAGUCACCAGGAAAUGAUCCAUUUAGACCUGAUCAAAAGACACCAGUUAAAAACUUCUUCCUGUCUGGCUCUUACACAAAACAGGACUACAUUGACAGCAUGGAAGGGGCAACUCUCUCAGGCAGGAGAACCGCGGCCUACAUCUGUGGUGCAGGAGAGGAGCUGCUCGCCCUCCGAAAGAAGCUCAUUGUCGACGACAGCGAGAAGGCCAGGGGUAAGGUCGAGGCCCUUCAGACAAGCUGAGCUUCCUCAAAUGACACAUGCUGGAGUGAGUGGAUUGCUAUGCCCAAAACAAAAACAGCUUCCUGGGUGUAGUAGGCGAUUUCCGCAGCGACUCUCAUGUAAAUCCUACUUGAUUGAGCAUUUAGGUCCAAUCUGCUGCUGCCCUUUUUGCCUUGACACGAUCGUUCGUUCGCCCGUCAAUGGUGUGUUCUUCGUUAUUGUGAAUUUGUGAUUGGGAACCAAAGGUGGCAUACGGGAUUACAUCAGGCAGCGUGUGUUUUGUUCAGCUUAACCGAUCAUUGAACCCAUUGAUGAUGAUGAUGAUGUUUAUAUAGUGCACACAUCACUUAAAAUCUUGUGAGAGAUGGUGCUUAAAUUUGGUGAGUACUGCUGUACUUUAUAAGGCAGCUUUAGAGUUUUUAUAAGGAGUAUAUUUUGAACAUUGUGAGAUGAGAAAUUUUAGAUACUUAAAAGUACGAGUUACUUAAAUUUUACACUAGUAAGCUGUUGGUAUCUUAAAAUUUUGGUACCAAGUCGGUACCUUGUCAAGGACAGUAAAAUUUAUCAAGGACAGUAAAAUUACCUUGUGA
Oryza sativa Japonica Group (Japanese rice) is the source of this 2488-nucleotide messenger RNA. Its product is annotated as zeta-carotene desaturase, chloroplastic/chromoplastic. Gene Ontology annotation, molecular function: 9,9'-di-cis-zeta-carotene desaturase activity. NCBI's taxonomy places the organism in Eukaryota, Viridiplantae, Streptophyta, Magnoliopsida, Poales, Poaceae. Gene Ontology annotation, biological process: carotenoid biosynthetic process. The record is from RefSeq and is a predicted model, not a curated record.